AUGGAACAGAUUACGCUUUACACAGAAAACGCCCCAGCGCCCAAAGACGAAAUCAAGGAGAAGGUCAUGCUGGUGGAUGAGAAGGUGCAAAGUCUCAAUGCUGAUGCCAGGCGUGCACAGUAUGAGGCUGAUACCCUUUCCCUUGCCAGGGAUGUUGCACAGAUCGGGCACUUGUACCGUGAGGUGGCCAAGACAGAGCACGCCCUUCGAACUGAACGAAUCUCUCAUCUUCGGGGCCAGAACUGCAUCGGUGCAUCUUUAGUUGCUGACUUUAUGGCAAACAACAUGGCAGUGCACGGGGGCAACUGCAGAGAUCAAAUGUCCCUUGCUGAACGGUUCUUGGUGCGGCAUCCAACUUUCCCUGCCGUUAUUUGGUGUGAUUUGAUGAAGUGCGGACGCAUGACAGGGUCCGAGGUGAACGACUUCGCGGAGCUAUUGGCAUGCAUUUUCAAGAAGCACCCUCAAACAGACAAAAUGGAUGCCAAGGGCUUGAAGCAGCAUGCCAUCGUGAUCCGCUGUCAAGCACCAGCAGGACGGCGGAAAGUUCCACUUCAUUUCGAUGGCUGGGUGAUUCAUCAGGACGCUGGCGCGGCGGACAAUCUGCCCUGGAUGCCUGAAGCCGCGUACAUCGUACCGGUUGCAGAGAAAAACUCUUUACCACACGCUUCCGAAGGGGCCAGGCCUGCUCAGUUGGGAUUGCCCGACCAUUGGUCCCUUUCUGAUGUGCAGGAAGCUGCGCAACUCCUGGCAGGGGAGGCCCUGCCGCUGGCAAUGUUGUCCGCCAUCUUGGGCAAGACAGGGGUGAAAGAAAAAUAUGACACCUGCUUACUGAUCAACUUGACGUCCUAUGAUGGCUGGGUAGAGAAAACAGCUAAGAGGUGGUCCGAACUCUCAGGGUGUCCCAUGAAAUGGAAAAUUCUCAGCAUGACAAAGAACAUCGUGACAGCUCAGUAUGUCGAGCGUACUCUUGCUCUUGAGUUGAUGGAGGUUCGGCCUUAUGAGGCGAAGCCACCACCAGCCACAGGGAAUGGGAAGGAUGUGGACCCUACCAAGUUCCCUCUUCGCCUUGUACGCCUUGACUACGACCCAAAUCCUGCCCUCAAGGGUUGGUCCAAGUUUCGCAUAUCGGUACCACCCAAUGUGCGGGCUCGAUACAUGGAUGAUGCUGUUUAUGGAGAGGAAUGGCUCAAACUCCUGAAUGACUUUGAUUCCAAGUCUUUUGUCUCAAACGAUAUCAUCAAUCUUCCAAAUCCAGUGAAGUAUGGGACCCGAUCUCAAGAAGAUCUGAAGGCUGCCAUGGCCUUGAAAGCGAAGGAGGAGGAAGCAGAGACAUCAAAGGUUGCAUUGGAGCCGUGGGUGAAUGAGCCGGUGGCCCACAUGCCAUUGACUUUGUCAUCCAUGGAGUUUCAGCUGGCACAUGGAGCCAGCAAAUUCUUGAAGGGCGACAAGGUUUCAGCACUGAAACGGCAGGAGCAAGAGUCAAAGGAGAAAGCGUUGAGGAUGAAAGAUCUGUCAGGGCCGUCAGGGGAACCUUCUGAUUCCACCAAAGUGAGACUGGAGUUUGGAGGUGAGUCCAGGAGUGAUGAAGGUGAAAAAAAACCAGCUGGCAAAGCCAUGCCAAUGACUGUCAACUCAUGCACUUCUCGGUCAGACCCAGCUCUGUCAGAGAGCAAGCAUGCCGAACUUGAAGCGUCAAUCCAGGCUGUAAAGGCCGACCAGAAAAAAGAGAGAAAGGAAGCAAAAGAGGAAGACAAAGCCACACGGGCAGAGAAAAAGGAUCCAGAGGGAAAGAAACCGUCCACAAGACAGGUGAAGCCAAAGAUGACUGCAAAGUCUGCAGUAUCAAAAAGAGCUGCCGCCAAAAAGAAGAUUCAGGAUGAAGACGAAGGGUCCAACAGUUUGGAUUCUGAAGAAUCCCCCACCAGCGAGGAACUCCCAUCAGAAUCUGAUGAUGACGGAUGUGCUGCACCGACCGAACCCAAGGACCAGCCUGCAAAGACCUCGGCCAAGCUCCCUCCAAAGGAUGCUCCUGCCGAGAAGCCAAAGAGAAAGAGGGUGCCAAAACCGGUCGUUGAGUCGAAGGAUCCAGACACCAAACGCAAGCUGGCAAUUGCCAAAGCUGUGGGGUGUGUAGCCAGACAGUCCGAAAAAGAUGAGACAAAGGAAGGAGAGGUCCCAGCAAAGAAGGCAGACGAGACGGCAGUUGACGAUACCCAGGCGAGGGCCUUGAAGGCAGCUGCACAAGAGAAGGCGGAGGCAAAGAAGGCAGCGAAAGCUGAGAAGGCAGAUGCAAAGAAGGCUGCGACAGUUGAAAAGGCAAAGGCAAGGAAGGCAGAGGCCGCAGUGAGGUUGCAGGAAAAGAAGGCAGAUGCAGCAGAGAGGUUGUUGAUACAGACAAAGACAGCAGAAGAUGCCAAUGUAGAGAUGCAUGUCACCAAGAAGGAGGACGCGCCAGGACACAAUAGCAGGCAAAAGGAUUCCACUGAGGAGGAGAUAGGUUCAGGUGCAAUGCAAGACAAAGACAAUGCUGAGGAUACAACCCAACUUCAGACCCCAAAGUCCCCCGAGCCAGAAGAGAAGGUGGAGGAGACGCUUGGUGAGGAAAGCAAGGCAAGGUCGAAGAGGAAGGCCGAUGACUGGAGCAAGGUAUCCCAGACCAGGAAGGCAAAAACAGCAGAGUCAGCAGCAGAGAAGGUGCAUGCUUUGAAAACAGAAGAAUGGAAGGCAAAAGCAAAGGAGGCAGCUGAGAGGUUAUUAAAGACACAGAAGGCAAAGGCAACAGAAGAGGCCAAAGCAGGGAUGCAUGUCUUCAAGAAGGAGGACGCGACAGGACACAAUGACAGGCAAACAGAUUCCACUGAGGAGGAGACAGGUUCAGGUGCAAUGGAAGAGGAUACAACCCGGCUUCAGACCCCAAAGUCCCCCGAGCCAGAAGAGGAGAAGGUGGAGGAGACGCUUGGCGAGGAAAGCAAGGCAGGGUCGAAGAGGAAGACCGUUGAAAAGUACAAGGGAUCACAGGUGAAGGCAAAGGCAGAAAAGAAGGUGAAGACAACAGCACAGUCUUCAAAGAGGAAGAAAAAUGCAGCAAACGAUGACAAGCAUGAGGAUUCCGACGCUGAGGUUUCAGAGGAAGACAGACCCAAAGUGGAGGAUAGCACCGAGGAUGAAACACCGACCGGAAAGAAUGGAAAGAAACCCCAGGCCCGAGGCAAGAAAAAAGAACGUAAAGGCAAGAAAGUGAAGGGACCAGAAGGUGAUAAGGAGAAGGCCAAGCCUGGGACUCCUGGGCGCGAAGGCUUGAGAGAUACCUACUGGAACCACAUCACAGAAGCCAGAGAGCGCUUACGGGCCCUCCACCCUGAGAAGACCAAAACGGACAUCCUACAAAUGGCACGUGCUGAGUGGAAGAACCAUCCGGAAAGGGUGGGCAGUAUGAAAAACAUGACCAGGUCUGAGCUUAGCAGGCGCCGUUUGGCCCCUAAAAAGCCACCUUCACCCAUUAAAGAGCCAGCAAAGCCAGCAGAGCCAGCUGCCGGCGAAGCCGAGCUGGAUGAGUCUCAUGAGUUGGGUGAUGAACUUGAUACGAUGUUCUCCGAAGUUGAGGAACAAGAAGAACUUUUGCUGGCCGAAUUGUUGGCACCAUCAGAUUCUGAGAGCUAAGUUUCCUUACAGAACUUUUGAUAUGAAAUCUACGACGGGUUGCCGGGAACAUAGCCUGGCCAAGCAGCUUAGAUCUGAUCCAAUCACCCGUGGGGAAGGGUGUGUUGAUUCCGAGAUGUCAGAUCGGUGUGCGGAGAAAAGAAACGGGUUGACGAUCAAUUGGAACCAUGAGGUCUUUCA
Molecule: messenger RNA, 3840 nt
Organism: Cladocopium goreaui
Lineage: Eukaryota; Dinophyceae; Suessiales; Symbiodiniaceae
Source: the annotation of a GenBank genome assembly